ACACUCUUAAGGAGAAAAGAAACAACAACUGCAUCAAGUCAGACUCCUAAGUGAAGCGCUUUCGGAAUCUCAAUUCAGGAUGCCUUCUCACCGCCGAAACCAGAAGACCGAGGCUAUGACCGUAAUCCCACCUGAACGUCAGGUUGGGAUCAUCACCUUCGAAUGUUCUCUUCCCACGGAUGAACCGGCUUUGACCCGCAUCCAGGACCCCUUGCCGUUUUCCACAACCAUCAGCAAGAAUUUGGCUUUGGCAGCGGCUUUCAUUGACCAUGCUGGCCAUCUCGCCCAGGAGUACGGCUCUGGCUACGAGCUUCUGGAAAAGAGGCUGCACGCGGCAAUUGACACGAUUGGAAAUGAUGCCAUCGAGUUGACCCUUCUCCGUGAGCAACUCCGUGAGCAGACCACGGCACUCGAACUUCUUGAGGUCACCGCGUCUGGUCAAGAGAAGGCAAAUCAAGACUUCGAGGACAGAAUGGCCGAAAAUCGCGCCGCUUCACUCAAGGCGGAAAAGGAACUUGCCCGCAAGCUCCGCAUUACUGAAAAGGCUCUCCACAAGUCGCAGGCGUCUGAAAACCGCCUCAAGGAGAAGCUCGGCAGGAGAGUGCUCGAGGAACACGAAGCCUGGGUCCGUGAGAGGGAACACGACAAGGAGGACCACGAGUCUAUCGACGCAGCGCAUGAUGCGCUUGAUCAAGCGCUCCAAGAGAAGGCGUCCCUGCAGGCUGAGCUGGACAGCAAGAGCGAGCAACUCACUUCGGUCUCCCAUGAGCUCGAGACUGCUCAGGAACGCUUGAGCGUUUGCAAGCAUAAUUGCGAAGAGAAGGACGCCGAAAUCUCGACUCUUACGGAUCAGCUUGCCUCUGCAAACCGGGCUAAUACUGCGCUCUACGCAAGUGUCGAAGACCUCAAUGCUCAAUUGACGACCAAGGACCAGGAGAUCUCUGACAUCAACCAGAGUCUUGCCGACAAGGCGACGGAGCUCGCUGAGGUAAACGAGAGUAUCGUUGCUAAGGAUGGUACCAUCACCACCCUUGAGGCUGCGUUGGCGAACGUGAAAGACGAGCGAGACCAGAAGAUCCAGCUCCUCGAAGAUGUCCAAAAGUCUGCCGAAGAAACCCAGUCAGCACUCCAGGCCAAGAUCGAAGAGUUGAGUGCCCAUGACCUUGAGGAUCACCAGCGGAUGGAAGCUGCGGAAGAAGCCAAGAGAAUUUCCGAGGAGUCUAUCAAGGAGCUUCAAGAUAGAGUAGAUGCAGCCAGAGCUCAGGAUGAGGAGGCGCACAGGAAGCUGGAGGCCGAGGAGGAGGCCAAGAGGGCGACGGAGGCCGAACUGGAGAGAGUGAGGCUGCAGCUGGAGGAAGCUAAGAAGCCAAAGCUUCCUAACAAAGUGACUCUUGCGAACCCGCUCCCAAUUGUUGGUAGCCUUUCUGGCGCUUCGGACGAUUUUGACGACAUCUUUUAUCCUCUCGAGGCCCCAUUCCCUGUCACCAUCUACGGCCACUCCUCCACGCAAGUCUUUGUCUCCAUCAACGGCGUCUUCAGCCUCGACCGUGGAGAUGCCAUCUUCCGUUACGAGGCCCUGCCUUGCCGAAACAGAAACCUCCCCGAGUACAGCCUGUUCCCCUUUUGGUGUGAUCUCUUCAUCUACAAGGGUACGCCCCAGGGUAUCUACUACGAAGCAGCUGGUGAAGCCCCGUCCAGGACUUUCUGCGUCGAGUGGUAUGUCUCGCGUUACCAGGACAAGGACCAGUAUUACCACUUCAACAUGCUCCUAGAGGAAGCGAGACCCAAUGUGGUCACGUACAAGUUCUACGAGGCUUUGGAUAGAGGUGGUGCUUGCACUAUUGGAGCACAAGGUCCUGAUAGUGCGCAAAUGUUUUCCUACAACGAAGCCAAGGCACUUCCAGGGGUUCAGGUGGUGAUUGACACCGCCUCUGGUUCGCUGACGGAGAGCACAUUCCCAAUCCAGGAAUAA
This is a messenger RNA of Ilyonectria robusta, 1972 nucleotides long. RefSeq lists its product as uncharacterized. Lineage: Eukaryota; Fungi; Ascomycota; Sordariomycetes; Hypocreales; Nectriaceae. Gene Ontology annotation, molecular function: protein serine/threonine kinase activity. Bases 80 to 1972 code for a protein of 630 amino acids. Gene Ontology annotation, biological process: actomyosin structure organization; peptidyl-threonine phosphorylation. The transcript is spliced from 5 exons. Gene Ontology annotation, cellular component: cytoskeleton; cytoplasm. The record is from RefSeq and is a predicted model, not a curated record.